Molecule: messenger RNA, 9711 nt
Organism: Petromyzon marinus (sea lamprey)
Lineage: Eukaryota; Metazoa; Chordata; Hyperoartia; Petromyzontiformes; Petromyzontidae
Gene: HCFC1
Product: host cell factor C1
Biological process (GO): regulation of DNA-templated transcription; chromatin remodeling
Cellular component (GO): histone methyltransferase complex
Molecular function (GO): transcription coactivator activity; protein binding
Source: RefSeq, a predicted model, not a curated record
GUUCGCGGCGUCAAGAUGGCGGCCGUGUUUGUGCUGCUCCGCUUUGGCGCCAAAGCGGCUUGCGGCGCCCGUUCGGUCGCGAUUUGUCGGCGAUCCGUCGACGUUUUAGCGCCUUUCACGAGCGCGGGGUGUGCGCGGCGCGCGGCGCCCGUGUCGCCGGCGAUCGCGCGCCCGAGCCGCGGUGUGGUUUUGUUGUUUUAUUUGUGUUGUCUGUGUGUGUGUGGAUAAGCGCUGAGGCGGCUGGGGCCUUGCGGGCCGCGCUUUUUUUUAUCACCACCGCCAACGAGUAAAAUAAAUAAUUAAACGCGACUUGCUUUUUUUUAUUUAUGCAGGAUCGCCGCGGAAUUUUUUUUGUAUUUGCUUGUUCGAACAAUUGCGCAAUUCAAAUUGGUGUCGUUUUAUUGUUUAUAUUCAGCAUUCGGCGCGCCGUUUUUGCAAGUAUUGCGGUGCUGUUUUACUCUUGGGCGAUUUUUUUUGAUGCGGGGUGGUGAUGGUUGUCAUUGUUUGAAUUGCUGAGCGGGAGGUGCUGUGUUGACAGCAGACGGCCCUUGCUCUUUCUCAGCAUACAGUGUCUUAUUUUUUUCCUCGUUAUUUUAAGUAGCGGGGUGAGUGGUACUACUUUUGUCUCACUCCGCUCCCCCCCCCCCAUCUUUCCGGUCCUUCGAACCCGGCUUCUCCAGAGCCGCUUCACCGCCACACCCCCCGCCGCCCCCCGUUCUGCGCGGUCGUUGACGUCUCCCUCCGCCACUCAGCGGCGGUAAUAACAUGGCGCCGGUCAGUGGAGGCGCUUGUGUUGAUUUUGCCCUGCGCCUCCAUUGCCUCAGGGCAGCUCCCGCGUUGCCGCCUUCGCUACCCUAGCGGCGUCGGUUCUGUCGGGCAAUGAGGUGGCACACAGGGGAACGGUACUCCGAUCCUGCUCCAGCUAGAUAUUUUGUUGCCCCUGUGUGGGUGGAACCAGAGGUGUCAAGUCAAUAAACCGACGCUUCUCGGCUGACACCUUGUGUUUUUGUGUUGUACACGAAGGACUUUUUUUAAAAUAUAUAUUUGUUUAAUUGCGGUGGCUUAAACUGAAACUUUGCAUAAAUUAAGUUGCCUGCUUUAAGCGGGUCACGAUUUGCAAUUUUUUUUUAGAAAUAUAUCUCAGAAAUAGAGGCCAAGUCAAGAGAGACCUGGGUUGUAACAACGUCAUCCAACCAUUGGGUGAAAGACAAUAAAGAUGCAAUGAUAACAAAUGGCAUGCUCGUUCAUUCAGUCAAAACAAUCUACUGUAGUACAGCAGUGAACAUGUGAAACAAAAUCACGAAAUUUGAGUAAUCGGUUUCACUAAUUUUUCCUCAUGAGAGGAAUGGUACUGGCUCUGGGUAGUUUAAUCUAGGAACUCGCAACAUUGAGGUGGGUUUAAUUUACAAUGUUUUGGGAAAUCUAAUAUUUAGCCUGGUUUUACACGAUCGAUGGUGGAUAGUUUUUCACAAUCGUCUACUGUGGCUUCAAACAAAGGGCACAUUUUCUUUAUUUUAUUGUUUUAAUAAAGGUUCUCAUUGUGUGUAAAUGUGGUCAAGUUAUAAUGGGAUAAUCCUCUGGGAGGUGUAAGUGUACCAACUCUUUAAUACGAAUCCUUUGUGAGCCGUUUUUUAUUCGAAUAGACUUUUGGAAUUAAACUCAAUCCUUUGGUUUUAACUGAAGUCCACAAGCAUGUGUGCUUGCGGAGUACACAGUACUGUCUGCACGCGUUGGUUUCCAGCUACUGUAGCUUGCAGUUAAAUGAGUGGCGAUUAUUCGGUUACAAAACACCUUGACACCAAUGUAAAUAUUUAUUUAUCAUUAUUUUUUAGAAUACAUGAACUUAGGUCGUGGUUAAUGGGAUAAAAAAUAAAGUGUUACUCUUGUUUCGCACCAUACUUGGCCUAAUGGCGCGAUUGUGGCUACUUUCAAGUGAAAACCUUGGAUGAAUGUAAUAAAAUGACGUAAAUUUGCCCUGGUUUAGAAUUUCUUUAUUUUGUAUGCGUAUUAUUUUUCAUACUGUACAAAGUCUAGUACCGUAUAUUUUGCAAACAGUUCUAUAUUUUAAUCGUGUUUAUGGCAAUUGGAACGCAUUGCGCAUUAUUUUGCUGCCUUUGUUUCACGUGACAGCCUCCAUUCACUUGACACAAAAAAUAAAAGAAACAAAGCAUUGACGUUGUACAAAUAUUACUAAUUAUUAAAAAAAAUGACAACUGAAUCCCAUAGAGGUCGCACAGCUUUCUAGGAGGGAGGGAGCGUGUGCAAUGAAGAUGGGUGGGUCGGGAUGCCCAAUUAGGCUGCUCGGCUUUGUUUUGUCAGCCUUUCCAAUAUUUACGCUUAUUGUCCAUUGAAUGAUUCCCACCGUAUGCGUAAGCAGUGCCUUCUGUUUGUUAAUUACGAAUUCACCUUGGUGUGUAAGCGAUCCUGUUGAAUGUUUUGGUCCUAAGUGGAGAACAUUUGACUCCUGGAUCAUUUCUGGGAAAUCCUGUCCACUUUUUGUUGCGCCGAAAGGCUUGUGUGACACACAUGCAUGAAAAGUCACAACAAUGUAUUCAAUUAGUUUCCCCAUAGCAAUAAUAGCCACUUAACAUCCUUUGCAGGCUCGUUUAAUUUGAUUCGUGAACGAUUUGAUGAAUGUGCUAACAAAAAAAAUGGCACGACGAUUACUAAAAAGGAUAAUAUAACGUCCGAUUACGAAAUACUGGCACAGAAAAGGUUUUGCAAAGCACCCUUAAAAUGCCUACCGUUUCCUAAUGAGGCAUGAUAUUGCGCAUAUUCCCGUGUGAUAUGCACCACAAUGAGCUGACUCAAAUGUUUUUUGACCCCUAUUUUUUUUGUACGACUUACGUUCCGUGGUAUUUCACUAUUACGCAAUUAACAGUAUCCAUGCUAGACCUGUGGUCGCUAUUGGAAGAUGCCCCACCACCCUCCACAGCUGUGCUUUUACACUCUAAAAAUAAUAAUGUUCUACUAUAAUAAUAGCUUCAUUCAUGAAAUUAUGCAUUUCAAAACGGUGCUAAUCGCGAAUUACAGUCGCAUGAAGACACAAAGUCGAAAGAGAUCAAGGGUACGGAGGUGAAACAACACAAACCAGGUCCGGCGACAGUAAACACCAACAAACCAAUGGUUCAUCCCAGCAGUGCGUGGCGAGAUCCCACCGGGCUGCGCAGCGUACGGCUUCGUGUGCGAUGGCACACGGCUGCUUGUGUUCGGCGGCAUGGUGGAGUACGGGAAGUACAGCAACGACCUGUACGAGCUGCAGGCGAGCCGCUGGGAAUGGAAGCGCCUAAAACCGAAACCCCCGAAGCACGGGCCGCCCCCGUGUCCCCGACUGGGCCACAGCUUCUCGCUCAUCGGCAACAAGUGUUAUCUUUUUGGGGGUCUUGCCAACGAUAGCGAGGACCCCAAGAACAACAUUCCCAGGUAUCUGAACGACUUGUACGUGCUGGAGCUGAAGCCGGGCUCGGGGGUGAUGGGCUGGGACAUCCCCGUGACACAGGGUGCCCCGCCGCCCCCUCGCGAGUCCCACACGGCCGUCGUCUACCCCCAGCCCCCUGAGGCCUCCCCUGGAACCCCGACACAACCGGCACUCACCCAGCCGCUGGGACGUCGGCCCAUGCUCGUCAUCUACGGAGGCAUGAGCGGGUGCCGCCUCGGAGAUCUGUGGACGCUCGAUGUUGACACAAUGACCUGGAGCCAGCCAAUGAUGUCGGGCAUUGCUCCUCUCCCUCGCAGUCUUCACUCUGCCACAGUCAUCGGACCCAAAAUGUUCGUGUUUGGAGGAUGGGUGCCCCUUGUAUUGGAAGACGCAAAAGUAGCGACACAUGAGAAGGAAUGGAAAUGCACCAGCAACCUUGCCUGCUUAAAUCUGGAAACGAUGACCUGGCAGUCAGUGCCGACUGACACGUCUGAGGAUAACAACCCGCGCCCGCGCGCUGGCCACUGUGCCGUGUCCAUCAACUCACGCCUGUUUGUCUGGAGCGGCCGAGAUGGCUACCGCAAGGCCUGGAACAACCAGGUGUGCUGCAAGGACCUGUGGUACCUCGAGACAGAGAGGCCGCCGGCGCCGGGUCGUGUGCAGCUGGUGCGCGCCAGCACGGACUCGCUGGAGGUGAGCUGGGGCGCCGUCAGCACGGCUGACGCGUACCUCCUGCAGCUGCAGAAGUAUGACAUCCCCCCGCCAGCCGGCGCCACCCCAGUGCAGGCCCCUGCAGGCGUCAGCGCCAUGGACCAAGCCUCUGCAGCUACCGCUGCCGCUGCCGCCGCCAUGGCCGGCGACAAAAGCCCCUCGCACGCUGCCACGGCGCCACUUAUGGCUGCUGGCAUCCCCGCUAGCCCCAUGCCACAGAUGGCUACGACCGGAGGCAUCCGUCUGUUGGGCGCAUCGGCGGCCGGAGGAAUGGGGGCAGCCAACGCUCAAGGAACGACCGUGGUGCGGGUGCAGACCACGCAGGGAGCCAGUGCAUCCUCUUCUCCGAUCUUCACCGUCACACGCAAGCCUACCACCCCGGGCAUCACCGUUUCCGCCCUACCCACGACCGUUUCUGGCACGCCACAGAUGAGUGGCAUGGCAGCGCUUGCUGCUGCGGCCGCCGCCACCCAAAAGAUCCCUGCAGGGGCCUCUUCGUUGGGGGCCACCACAACCACACUCGCAGCUGGAUCCACAGGCAUCCCAGGCACCAUUAAAGUUCCUCCUGGCACUGUUGUGCGUCAUUCCCUUCAGGUCAACGCUCCUGCGACCUCCAUGCUGAAGUCGGCCAUCGCCCAGGUGUCAUCACCCGGAACGGUGUCGGGGACCUCGGGCAGGCCCAUCAUCACCGUGCACAAGUCCGGCACCAUCUCGGUAAUGCCGCAGGCGCAGGUGGUCACCACCAUGAUCGGAGGCGUCACCAAGACCAUCACCCUCGUCAAGAGCCCCCUGUCUGUGGCUGGGGGCGGCACACUGCUCUCCAAUCUGGGCUCUCUGGUGACGCUGAUGCAGACUAAGCCUGUGCAGUCUGGGGUUGUCACUUCGCAGGCGAGCUCUCUCGCCCACUUCAUUCAGACCAAGGGCACCCUGCCUCCGGGCGCUACCAUCGUGAAGCUGGUGACAUCGGCGGAUGGCAAGCCUGCCACACUCAUCACCACCUCGCAGGCGGGUGGCAUGACUGGCACGGCACAGAUCCUCAACAUCGGUGCCAUGGCCGGCCACACGGGCACCGUCGUGGGCAAGCCCGGCGGUGCCACUAUCAUCAAGACCAUCCCAAUGUCGGCGCUCAUGAGCCAGGCUGGGGCUACAGGUGGAACUCAAACAGGUGGAAUGAAGUCCCCCAUCACCUACAUCACCACUAAGGUCAUGACCUCUGGAACCGGAGCUCCAGGAAAGAUUAUCACAGCCAUGCCCAAGCUAGGCAGCACCCAGUCCGGAGUCACACAGGUGCUGCUGCGUGGGACAGGCCCUGCCGGUACCAUCCUGCGCGCCGUCACUCCCAUGUCGGCCGCCACCAUGAUUGGAGGGGUGCGUCUGGUUUCCCCUGCAACCGUCACUGCAGGGAAGCCUGCCCUUACCACACUGGUCGUCAAGGGCACCACAGGCAUGACGACACUGGGCACAGUUACCGGUGCCCUCAGCACACAGACUGCGGCUGGUGUGACGUGCGUCCCCGUCCCGGCCGCGCUGGCGACGCCUGUCACGACGCUGGCCACCAUCGCCGCCCUCUCGUCUCAGGUGGCUGGCGUGGCGGGGCCGUCGGCGCCCAACGUAACCCUCACCCAUGUCACCAGCACCACGGCCGUGCCUGCCACAUCCAUCAACCAGCCGCCGAUGUUGGCACAGCAGCUUGUCAAGCCACAGACCGUGGCUGUGUCAGUUGUCCCGGUUGCCCAGCCCCCAGCAGAGGUGGUUGCACCACCCGAGUGCAAAAGCCCGCCGCACGAGACGUCGGAGACCAACACCACCAACACGUCAACCACAACCACAGCCAGCAUGGACCCCAACCAGGUUCAGCCUCCCCCUACCGGCGAGGGUGGUAUUCCGGAGAGCGUGCACGGGGAGACCGCCACAGCCGGCACCACCAACACGGCCACCAACACCGUGUCAGCCGCCCAGCCCCGCGCCGUCACCAACGUCACGCAGUCAACGCCCGCCCCGGGGCCCGCCAUCUCGAGCGUUGCAUCGUUACACCUGCAGACGAUCGCAUCCACUUCGGACCAAGCGGCUAGUUCAGAGACUGCAGCCACCACCUCCAACAGCGGUGGUGGUGGGGAGGCAGCAGUAGCAGCCACAGUUUCGGCGACAACAACAACAGCGACAGCAGCGACGGCAACGGUGACAGUAGCAGCAGCAGUCGCGACCCCAGUAGCACCAAAGGCAAGCGAGGCCGCCCCACAACCCGCACAGACGGUGAACACUGCCGUGAAUCCACCGGCAAGCAGUAAUGUGGCCCCGGUGCCAGCAACAGUAGCAGCAGUAGUAGUAGCUCCACCACAGCCCCCUUCAUCCUCGGCACCAUCAGCCCCUGCUGUUGCCGCCACCGCCAUUACCAUGACUGCAACCACUGCCACUGUGACCAUCAAGGUGGCCGUCCCGGCACCGCUCCCCACGACCGCCACAAUCCUGCCCCCGACAAUCGCGGUACCAGCGUCGGUCAGCACCCCCGCGUGCCUGUCCAGCGCCGAGACGGCAACCGCCGCCCUUCAGCCAGCGUCGCACGCAGGUUCGCUACUGCCCUCCAAGAUCGAACCUCUAGCACCAUCAGAUGCGCUGGCCCCAGCUGACAGCCUCAACGACCCCGCUCCGGAGUCGAACCACUUCCCAGUGCUUGCAGGCCUUGCUCCGUCCAGCACACUUCUCACCCCUCCGGUGCCCACCGUCGUGCCCACCGUGCCUGUUUUGCCCACCGUGCCCAUCCUACCCACCGUGCCCAUCUUACCCACCGUACCCAUCGUGUCCACUGUGCCCGCGAGCCCCGCCAAGCUGCAGGCGGCCACCGUGCUGGCCCAGGUGGCAAACAACGUCCCGCCAAGUCCUACUAUUGUCACUAUAGCGAAGCCGGAGGUGGUUGAGGCUGCGCCUAAACCGCUUGCCAAGAAGGAGUCUGCGCCCUGGUUUGACGUGGGCAUCUUCAAAGUGACCAACACCGUGGUGACUCGCUACCACCUGCCUCCUGACGACAGCAGCAUGGAGGACGGUGACGCGUCGAGUGGCAUCCUUGACCACAGCUCUCUCAAGCUGCAGUCACUGCAGCCCGGCACGGCCUACAAGUUCCGUGUGGCCGGCGUCAACGCCCUCGGCCGCGGUUCCUUCAGCGAGAUUUCCGCCUUCAAGACCUGCCUGCCGGGCUUCCCUGGGGCGCCCUCCGCUAUCAAAAUCAGCAAGACCCCCGAGGGAGCGCACCUGACGUGGGAGCCGCCGGCCCUGAAGUUCGGCCGCAUCCUCGAGUACGCUGUCUACCUGGCGGUGAAGCGGCCCAACCAGCCCCCCGCGCAAGCGGCCGGUGACGGCAAGACCGGCGCCCCGGCCGCCGCCGCCCAGCUGGCGUUUGCGCGCGUGUACUGCGGCGCCGAGCCGUCGUGCCUCGUGGCAAACGCCAGCCUGGCCGGCGCGCACCUCGACACGGGAGCCAAGCCCGCCAUCAUCUUCCGCAUCUCGGCGCGCAACCAGAAAGGCUACGGCCCCGCCACACAAGUGCGGUGGCUGCAAGAUGCUGGCAAAGAUGCCCCAGGAAGCAAGCCAAUGGCAAAGCGACCCAUCACAUCGCCAGAAACCAAAACCCCGAUGGGCUUGAAGAAACCCAAACAGGAAGCUGUGUAAUUGGGAACAGACUACCACAACGGAAACGGCGUCUUUUUUUCUCUCCGAAAGCAAAGCGGUGAUUGUAAAACCAGCGCCCUGGGUGUUGCGCCCCCGAAGAAAAGGGGAGGGUGGGGUGGGAGCGGGGGGAAAGGUUGUGGCGGUGGGGAGAAGCGAGUGGAGGUGAGGUGGUGGCAGCAGCAGCAGGCAAGCAUGGGGCAAGUGGUCGCGCGGGGGGGUCAAGUGCCCAGGCGAGCGAGAGAGGUCUUGUUUGGUCUCCCUUUGGCAGCGAAGGUGGCGUCUGUGCGGCGGUGUCACGUCCGUAUGGUGCCAUCGCGAUUGGCGCCGGGAUCUUGGCCGCCAGCCGCACCCGUUCUGUACCCUAUCACAUCAUGCAUUGCGUUUUACAGAAUUGGCUUGUACUUACCAAAAUUGAAGUUUUUAAAAACGUCGGCGUAGUUUUUUAAAAGCAUAUGAGUUUAUUUUAUCAAUAAAAAAAGUGUUCUAUUGCCAAGCUUUAGCCGUUAUGUUACCCUUUUGCUUAUUAUUAAUUUUGUUUAUUUUCUAUUUCGUCCCAAGAACUUACAUUGUCUUUUUUUUCUUUUUUGGCUUUUUUUUAUACAUUCACUGUAUAUUUCCCCGCCCUCCCCCCCCCAAUGUACUCUGUGAUUUUGAUUAGUGUAAUGUAUAGUCAUGGAUUUCGGGUCUUUAUUAACGCAUCGAAAGGACCGUCGUAAUUUACGCCUGUUAGAUCCUAAUGGUUUGGACUACUCACAGGAGACUGUAUAUAUAGGGUAGGUGUGUUGUAUACUUAGUGAUCGUACCGAGAAACAAAAAAAAUAAAAACUGUUUAAAAAAAACCUUAAAAAGAAACGAAACAAAAAAGGAAAAAAAAGCACUUGGCAUCCAUGCGUCUGACUUUCAAAAUAUAACUUUGUAUCGUCUCGAGGGACGUGACAAGAUCAUUACUUUUAAGUGGAAGUUUUGAGUCGGGUUUUGAAUUUAGAUGCGCCUUAACCAGUCUCAUUUUUGUAUUCCAAUCACCUGUAAUGGAAUUACACAUUAGAUUUUUAAUUCCAGAGUUUAGGGUUUAAAAUUUAAUUAAAUACAACACAACAGGGUUGAUAAUAAUAAAAAUGCAGCCGCUAAUCAAAUUGGAACUGGUGAUGCCUCCCGCACUUAUCGAUUUGCCGAUUUCUUCAGCGUCCGGCACGUUUGUUAAGUUGCAUCCUGUUCCUUUUUUCAGUAAAAGUGUUCAUCCGUGAGUGUUCGGCCAGGUGAGUUAUAGUUGUAAUGUUACUGAGCAUAUGUUCUUUCUUCCUUCCUUUUUUCGUUUUUGUAAAACUUUCCUUUGCUUUGUUUCUGCAGCUCCCCACCCACCCCCCACGUUUACAGCUGUUGUUGUGUAGGCACCAGAGGUGCAAGAACGCAUGUGUUUAAGAACCUGCUGUAAUCAUUUGUGUUUUUAAUGUGAAAGCGAGAGGUUGAGGAAAUCAUUAAAGAGAGACAGAGAAAUGACAACUGAAUUUCUGGAAUUCUGGGCAAGUAGAGCUGUCAAAAGUUUGCGACGGAUCAGUGAGGACAGGUAACCAAAUGGGGGCUGAUUUUGUAAGAUAUUCAGUGUGUACAUUUACCUUUUAAAAAGUUUAAUAUAAACGUGUGAUAACUGCCCGUCGAUUCACUCUGGCAGGAUGGCAUGUUACCAGUAGCUCGUGGCGUUUUUGUUAUUUUUUUUCAAUUCUGAAAUGGUAGGUACCCUUUAGCUGAGAGACCAGUUCAUUUGAAUGUAACGGAUAUUGGCCGUUAGUUGCAUCCCUGCGACCCCUAACCUCUAGUUCUCCGGUUGUUGCUGCAUUGUAAAAAGGCUAUACUGCAUCGUAAGUUUCUGCCAAAACAGUGCUGUUUGUGCUAUUUUGAAUAAAAACACUUUUGAGAGAUCA